Heterostelium album PN500 is the source of this 600-nucleotide messenger RNA. RefSeq names its product Rho family protein (gene racH). NCBI's taxonomy places the organism in Eukaryota, Evosea, Eumycetozoa, Acytosteliales, Acytosteliaceae. Gene Ontology annotation, molecular function: protein kinase binding; GTP binding; GTPase activity. The record is from RefSeq and is a predicted model, not a curated record. Bases 1 to 600 code for a protein of 199 amino acids. The transcript is spliced from 4 exons. Gene Ontology annotation, cellular component: cytoplasmic vesicle; plasma membrane; cell cortex. Gene Ontology annotation, biological process: establishment or maintenance of cell polarity; actin filament organization; small GTPase-mediated signal transduction.
AUGGUCAAAGAUAUUAAGGUUAUGGUAGUAGGAGAUAUGAGUGUUGGUAAGACAUGUCUUUUGAUCUCAUACACCACCAACUCUUUUCCAGGUGAAUAUGUCCCAACUGUAUUCGAUAAUUAUAAUGCAAAUGCUAUUGUAAAUAAUACACCUGUUAAUUUAGGACUUUGGGAUACUGCAGGUUCUGAAGAAUACAAUAGUUUUAGACCACUAAGUUAUCCAGGUACAGAUGUUUUUCUUAUAUGUUUUUCAUUGAUAUCACAGAUUAGUUUUGAAAAUGUUUUAAAAAAGUGGUAUGCAGAGAUCACAGCGAGUAUGGAAGUUGUUCCACCAAUUAUUUUGGUUGGAACUAAAUUGGAUUUGCGUUCGAAAACAAAAGUAAAUGGUGAAGAACCAAUCACAGCAGAGAUGGGCGAGCAAAUGAGAGCAGAGAUUGGAGCCUAUAAAUACUGCGAGUGCUCAGCGUUGACUCAAGAUGGUUUAACUAAUGUUUUCGAAGAGGCAGGAAGAGUCGUCUUGUUCCCCCCCUCAAAAGAGGAAUUGGCCGCUCAACAAAAGAAAGGAAAGGAUAUGAAAGAAAAGAAUUGUAUAUUACAAUAA